This is a messenger RNA of Talaromyces rugulosus, 1266 nucleotides long. RefSeq lists its product as uncharacterized. The transcript is spliced from 4 exons. Bases 1 to 1266 code for a protein of 421 amino acids. The record is from RefSeq and is a predicted model, not a curated record. Lineage: Eukaryota; Fungi; Ascomycota; Eurotiomycetes; Eurotiales; Trichocomaceae.
AUGCAUCCACCAUCUCAACCCGCGGAGGCAGAGCAGCAGCAGAACGAUAUUGAGCUAGACUGGGCUGCCAUCAACGCUGUUGAUGAACGGUCUCUGAAUACACCAAAGCUAGGCCCAUCGCUGGACGUGUCUAACCUGUCCGCCCCGUUUCCCGUCUGGACUGGACAACAAGGGCUGUCAGAAAUUGAGGAAGAGUCGUUCGAUGUCGAAACCAUCCCAAUGGCUGGCCCCCCUCCAAGCAUCUCGAAUAUAUGGUUUCUGGGCGGGCAGGUUGCGACGUCACGCUCCAGUCAUAAGUGCACUGCCCCAGCCUCACUCGAGCCACGCCCGCCUCGUCGGAUUUUUCAGCGGCGACACAUACUCCGAAACUGUGCGCUGAGCAGUGUUAUUGUAGGGCAAUUGACGAGUUUUCCCAAGAUGCUGAUCCAGGGACAACAUCUGCCGCCAUUUAUUACACCGCCAUGCCACGUGCAUGAACAGCUCGCGUUUGACUGUGCGAAGAGCGGAAGACAUCAAUGUCUAUUAAAAGAACUUGCAAUAUGUGCUGGUCUGGUAGAGAUGUUCUUUUCUCGGACACCACAAAACGCCGACUUUGUCUGGAAAAUGAUCUAUGCCGAGAGAGACCGACUUCGCCGCGAGCAUGAAAGUUUUGAUAUAUACCACCAGUUAGCAGCUCUACAAGCUGUAACGAUUUAUAUACUGCUCCAAACUCAGGACCCGGAGAGCGGCGACAGUAACGAAACUGAGUCUAUGUUAAGGACUGUUCUUGAAAUUGCCAUGAGUGCCUCUGACAAAAACAAGCUAGAUACUGAAACCUUGCACCAGACACCGGCCCGGGAGCAGUGGGUUCACGAAGAGAGCGGCAGAAGGACAAUAACGGUGCUCUUGAUGAUCAAUCUGAUGCUGGAUUGCCUUUUAGAGCCCGAGAGAAACACAUACGAGACCUCAUGCCGCAACAACAUCGAAACAAUCCUGCUGCCAGCGACACGCGACCUGUGGGAAGCACCAACGAAUUUCAUCUGGCGCACCGAGUACGAACGCUAUCUAUCACGACGUAAGACGACAAAGACUCUAAAGGUGGGCGAUUUGCUGCGGCUGAACGAGGCUGGGAAUUUUCAGGACAUGUCAGUGUCGCACGGAGAUCUUGAUAUCGUACCGGAUAUUCUUGCUUGGUGUGAGGGUUUGGAUUCGCUGGGCUCGUUGCUUUGGAUGAUUGUACCUUUUCAGCAGUGGCGUAUGAAUCCUGGUGUGAACGAGGUUUGGUAG